Molecule: messenger RNA, 1980 nt
Organism: Tachyglossus aculeatus (Australian echidna)
Lineage: Eukaryota; Metazoa; Chordata; Mammalia; Monotremata; Tachyglossidae
Gene: TNFRSF13B
Product: TNF receptor superfamily member 13B
Exons: 4
Coding region: 17-757 (246 amino acids)
Cellular component (GO): plasma membrane
Source: RefSeq, a predicted model, not a curated record
UGCGUGGAGGACGAUCAUGGGAGCCUGCCCGGAGGAGGAGUACUGGGACACCCUCCUGCGCUGCUGUGUCCCCUGCAGAUCCAUCUGUAACAGACCCAACCCCAAGAGCUGUGCCACCUUCUGCGAAUCACUCAAGUGCCACAGACAGCACGGGGUCUACUACGACACGCUCUUAAAGCAGUGCAUCAAAUGCUCGGCCACCUGUGGACAACACCCAUUGCAGUGUGCCCCUUUCUGUCAGAGCACCCCAACAGGGCAGAAGAGAGCCAGAUGGUCCCAUGAGCUUCCAGCCAACUUUGCUGCCCCAUCUUCUCUUGAACAGAAGCUGAGAGGGGAGGCGAGCCAGUUGGUGCUAGUCUACAGCAUCCUGGGGCUCUGCCUGUGCGCCGUCGUCUGCUGCUUCCUCAUCAUGGUCACUUGCUUCCUCAAGAGGAAGGGCGGUGAGCUCUCCUGCCAGCCGCCCUCGGUCAAAUGCCACACCCGGGGGGGAUCUUCUAAGGAUCACCUAAUGGAAGCGGGAAGCGACAAAGCCGGAUCUGGGGAAGGCAGGUCUCCGGAGCCUAUCGAAACCUGCAGUUUUUGCUUCCCGGAACAAAGACCCGCCAAGGAGAGCGCAGCCAAUAACGGGACCUUCCAUCCGCAAGGAAAGAGGGCUGCUGCCAAUGGUGUUGGAGUGGCUGGGACAGUGUCCAGCCUCCAAGACGGCUGCUUAAAAAUCAUAUGCUCGCCCUCUCAGGAGAAGAUGACCACGACAUGAAACCCCGGAAGGAGAGCUGGACUGUUCCUACAGCUGAAAGCAUCCAGGGUUUAGUCUCUCCCUUCCUGUUCUGAACCACUCUACCUUGCCUCAGAAAAAGAAGAGUCAGGUUUUUCUGCCUGAAAGGCAAACACCACUUAUGCCUAGUUCCUUCUGCUGUGGAAAUGAAUUUUUCUAACCGUCGGGCACACACGCAUGCGCACGCACACUUUCCUUCCUCAUUUGGCAACGCUAUUUUCUGACCACCUCAUCCUUCUAGCGCAGUUGAAACUGACCACGACUUAAAACGUUUCUGGCCCCUGCGGCAUUACCGAUUUCUUCAGCUCUGGAAACGGGUUUGUUGACCUGCAACGGCGUAACCCAUUUUAGCUCUUUAAACAGAAAAUGGCCACAUUUCCCCUUUUUCAAAUACACCCCAGUUGGAGUACAUUUGAAAGAACGUACGCACAGAGUAUCAGGCAAAUGCGCACCAGCACGUGGCAGCUUAACUCCCAAACACAAUCUACAACUUGGACUACACGCAUUUCUUUAAAAAACCUUACUCUCUUCCUGCUUCCUUGGUGAGGUACGUGAGAUGGGGGGCCUAAGGAGGCGAGCGGACACGAUGGCGAGACUCAAUGAACCACCUUGUAGUAGUCAUAUGUGCUUACACAGCAUUUUCUACUAGAGACCAAAUGAUUGGCCAGAAAUUCUGCUCUAUUUCCACAUUACUAGGUUGGUGCCGAUGAAUGAUAUGGAAGAGGUAAUCUAAUCCACCCCCGUGACUUCAGUCGGGAUGGCAGCUCGGCCCUGUUUCAGCCAGAUAGGUUUCUCUUCCAUUUUAUCGCUUACAAUAAAGCUUAAACGAUAGCCAACAGCUAGACCCUAAGAAAACGGCUCCGUUCUCCGUGAUUUCUUCCACAGUGGAGGUCAGCUGGUGGCCAUCAUCCGCCUUUCCUGUCCUUUUGUUGGCCAGUGAUUCUCCGGGGUAGUACCUGAUCAUUUUGGUUUGGCCAACAAAAAUAUUUAAAUCAUAAAAAGGGUGUUUCCACAUUACUCCCUUAGACACCGUCAGCUUAAAUCACUUACCUUCACAAAGCCUAGUUGUAAAAAUGUGGCCGUGAAAAGGUGAGGCCGUUGAAAAAUGUUUUUUGAGAAUCACUGUCAAAGAGACCAUGUUUUACCUGGCACAUCUGCUUGCCGAGCACUGCACAAAGAGGCAUUUAUGCCAGCAAAAACCAUGU